GAACGAGAGGGGCAGAGGCAGAGCCCACCAAAGGAGAGGCUGUCAUUCCAGCAGAGCAGAGACCUAGCGUUGUCAUCCCAGUACCCAGGCCGCGCCCAGGCAGAGACCUAGCGUUGCUACCCCAGUACCCAGGCCGCGCCGCAGAGGAAAGGAGGAGAGGGCAGGGCUGCAGCUUUUGUUGAGACAGAUGCACACUGGUGGCUUUUCUCCUCAGUCCUCUGUAAAAAAAACGGGAGUGAGUGAAGGGGGGAGGAGGCACGGAGAGGAAGACGAGAAUUAACACCAUCCAUCCUUUUUUUUCUAUCUGGGAAGACUGCUGAGUGCUGCUCUUCUCUCUUUUCAUUCCUGUUCUUAUUGUAUCUGGGAAGACUGCUGUCGUUCGGCACAGAGAUUUUCUCUUUUCAUUCCUAUUGUAUCUGGGAAGACUGCUGUUGUUCGGGCACAAAUCCUCUCCAUCCCCCUCUUUGCGGCCUUUGCGUCGCCUGGACAGAGAGAGCGUUCCUGCUUUGUUGCCGUUCGUCUCUCAGCGCUCUAUUCGCUGAGUCAUCAUGGCAGACGUUACGCCUCAGGCCGAUGCCCCGACCCCCACCACUGACAAGAUCACGCAGGCAGCCCGGGAGACCAUCUAUCUGUGUAACUUCCGCGUGUCGGUGGACGGAGAAUGGCUCUGUCUCAGGGAGCUGAACGACAUCUCCCUCACCCCAGACCCAGAGCCAGCCCACGAAGAUCCGAAGGACCCUAUAGCCAUCGAGCGGUUGAACCUGAUGAACAUGGCUAAGCUGAGCAUCAAGGGUCUGAUUGAGUCGGCCCUGAACCUGGGCAGGACGCUGGACUCUGACUACGCUCCGUUACAGCAGUUCUUCGUGGUCAUGGAGCACUGCCUCAAACACGGACUCAAAACCAAGAAGACGUUCCUGGGGCAGAACAAGUCUUUCUGGGGGGCCCUGGAGCUGGUGGAGAAACUCACCCCUGAGGCUGGAGAGAUCACCGCCAGCGUCAAAGACCUGCCAGGACUCAAAACCCCGUUAGGAAGAGGGCGGGCCUGGCUGCGAUUGGCCCUGAUGCAGAAGAAGCUGUCAGACUACAUGAAGACCAUCAUCAACAGAAAGGACCUGCUCAGUGAGUUCUACGAGGCCAAUGCUCUCAUGAUGGAGGAGGAGGGAGCCGUGAUCGCCGGGCUGCUGGUUGGGUUGAACGUCAUCGAUGCCAACCUCUGUAUGAAAGGAGAAGACCUGGACUCACAGGUCGGGGUGAUAGACUUCUCCAUGUAUCUUAAGGAUGGAGGUCACAGCAGCAAGACUGUAGAAGGGGAUGGACAGAUCACAGCCAUCCUGGACCAGAAGAACUACGUUGAGGAGCUCAACAGACACCUGAGUGCUUCGGUCAACAACCUGCAGGCCAAAGUGGACACUAUGGAGAAGUCCAACACCAAGCUCACUGAAGAGCUUGCAGUAGCCAACAACCGGAUCAUCACCCUACAAGAGGAUGUAGAACGAGUCAAGGAGGAGAGCUCCUACCAGCUAGAGUCCAGUCGCAAGGCGUCGCGGUCAGGGGACGGCUUGGCAGACGGCCAGGUGCUGGGAGAGGCACGCAAACAGCUUAAGGAGGAAACUCUGCUACGAUUGGAUGUAGAGAAGGAGUUGGAGGUUCAGAUUGGUAUGAAGCAGGAGAUGGAGCUGUCUAUGAAGAUGUUAGAGACGGAUAUGUGUGAGAAACAGGAUGCUCUGGUGGAACUACGACAACAGCUGGAUGAUCUCCGGACCCUCAACUUGCAGCUAGCGCAGAAGUCCCAGAGCUCAGAGGUGAGCGCCAAGCAGAAGAGUGAGGUCAUCAGUCGCCUAGAGGAGAAGACAAAUCAGAUGGCUGGGACAAUAAAACAGCUAGAGAUCAGUGAGGAAGACUGUGUGAAGCAGGCCAGAAGCUUGAGUUCCAACGCAGAGAAACUGCUUCAGAAGCAACAGUAGUCCUCCCUCCCCUCUCCUCUGUUCCCCAGAAUGACACCCACAUCCUCGUUUGAUAAACCCUGAUCCAAAUCAGAAAAAAACAAUAUUUGCAUAAUAUAGAAAUUACUUAAAGGGAUACUUCAGGAUUUUGGCAGUGAGGUCAUGUGUCUACUUCCCUAGAGUUAGAUGAACUUGUGGAUUCCAUUUUGUAUGUCUCCGCAUGCAGUUUGAAGCAAGUUGCAAACUAGCGCUAGCGCAAUUGCUAACUAGCGUUAGGGCAAUGACUGGAAGUCUAUGGUAUCUGCGAUCAUGUUAACUAAUGUUAGCGCAAUGACUGGAAUGCAAUCGGGUCUGCUAGCAUAUACCAUAGACUUCCAGUCAUCGCGCUAACGCUAGUUAGCAAUUGUACCAAUGCUAGUUAGCAACUUUCUUCAAACUGCACACAGAGACAUGAAAAUGCUGUCCACGAGUUCAUCUAACUGUAGGGAAGUAGAUAAAGGACCUUAUUGCCGAAAUCCCGGACUAUCCCUUUAACUAGGUUACUUAUUUUUUGGUAUGAUAUCUGUUACGGUUCCUUUCCUUCUCUAGUGUUAAAUUACAUUUUAUUUCCUAAACCUCUACUCUCCUGACUGAUAUAGUCUCUCUGGCUUCCUCUAGCCUGGUUUUCUGUUCUUCCGUGUGUUUUUCUGUCGGUAUACUAGCAGUGCAGAGGGGGCUCCAUUCUGCUCGCUGGGUUUCAGGACUUUAGCUUGGGUUCAUUCCGUAAGGAAUGAAGAUAUCAGAUCCCCCCCCCCCCCCACACACAUGUAAUGAAUGUUCCCUGAUACAAGACUUCGAGUUUGGGAUGUCAGCCAUUUUCGGGAAGAGAGAUGGAUGUACUGUUCUGAAAAUUGAAAUGGCUGUUGUUGUUUCUUGUAAAUCGAUCCCCUGAAGCCCCCCCCCUACAGUCAAGAAUUGGCAAGAAUUUACAAAAUACCAUAAAGAUCAAUGUAUCUAAAAUAAACGACAAAAUACUUCAACUACAUGUAUUUGUAUACAGAAAUACAUUUGCAAGUAGCCGGCCCGAACAGCAACAGCAUCCUCAGCAAAUGGUGACAGAAUCGUUUUACUUGCUGUGACUGUGAUAUGUUGGUAUCUACCUUAGUUGAACUGUAAAGGCGUGUGCUUCCCUUCCCAAACACUAAGGACGGUUCAUGCAUGUAUAUUAUGAUGACAUUUUGGGAAGUUUUUUUUUUCUAAAAUUGCGGGACCAGGAUCUCCUCGGCAAAAAAACGCCAAUGACGGAAUUUCUUGAGUUAGCUUAGAUUCAUUCUUACUAUUUUGAGGAAGUGUAUACUGGCUACGGCGUCUUAAGAUGGACAAACAGUACUAUUGUCACUUUUUUUUCCCUCUUUUUUUUCAAGCAAAGGACUUAAGGAAGUAUGCGAGCACACUAGUUUAGCCAGGCGCCAGCCAAAACCGAAGGAUGCGGAAGGCUUAAGUGACCAAAAUAUUAUGUAUUAUGAAAAUGAACAGACCAAAAUUAACUGCAAAGCACACUGGGUAUUAUUAUUAUUAUUAUUAUUGGCCUUUUUUUGGGGGGGGGCGGAGCUCAUUCAAAUAUUACUCAGCAUGCUUUGCAAUUGUUAAUUUUUCCAUAUACAUGUAUGUUUAGUUCAUUCAGCAGACGUUCUUAUCACACCGUAGUGCCAUCAGACUACUGAUACCAAUGCAGGGUGAAAAGGGGGCCACAAAAUCAUGAAUCGCUAUUUGAAAAAAAAAUAAAAAAAAAUGUUAUAGAAAAGUAUUUUCUAUUUCUGAAAAUACGAAUGACAUCUUUCGAAAGUAUCUUGUUACAGAAUACAUCGGAGUGUCGUUCAGCCUGGCGAAAUCCACAUUUACAAAAUACUUAAGUAAUUGAAAUAGAUAUUUCAAAUGUAGCCCAUCUCUGCCAACAGCAGCAUAGGUCCUUAGAUCAGACUAUAAGGACCGUAGGCUAUACCUCAGAGCCGUUUACUAUAUAGAUACAGUGGGGUCCGAAAUUAUUGACACGUUUGAAUAAGAUGAGCACUAAUUACCGUAUAAAAUAAAUCAUACUUAGCUAUAUUGUAUGCUCCAAAAAAAAUGUGGUUAUUAUUUUAUACAAAUACAAUUGCUCAGAGAAAAACAUUUUGUUUAACAAGUACUCUAUUUUAUUUUGUGGCCAAUUUAACAUUUUCUUUGUGGAUUUUGAUGUGUGCUUGGGGUUAUUGUCCUGCUGGAAAUCCCACUUGUGGUCAUGUUUCAGUCUUCUGUCAGAUGCAACCAGGUUUAUUGGCUAAAUGUCCUGGUUCUGGUUUCAUUUCAUGAUGCGAUUGACCAGAGGAAGCAACAUAUCCCCAAAACAUCAAAGAUCCACCAUCAUAUUGUACAGUAGUUCCGGGUUUAUUUUCUGCUCGUACGUUCUCAUUUAGACACUAAACCCACCACUGGUGUGUGGCCAAGGUGCUCUGUGUUCCCGUCAGCCAACAAAUGGAAACGUCGGGAGUUUGAUAAACGGAAAUUGCACUUGGAUUGUAACCGCUGCUCUGGUCAGAGGACAUGAACAUAGAGGUUGUUCUUCCACUGGUCCUGAGGCCCUUGUUAAGGUCAGUGGCCUCAUGGAACUCUACCCAGUCUCUGGCUGUGAAACCCGUUGAAAACAUCUGAUUUUAAUUAAAAAAAAGGUCCGUCUGACUGUAUCCCCCAUCCCUAUUGAAAACAGGGUGGUAAUCAUUUUGACACCUAACUUUUUUUGAGAAAAAAAAAAUGGAAUACUUGUUUAAACAAAAUCUAUUUUUCUGAGCGAUUAUAAAAAUAAAUACAUUUUUUUUUUAAAAAGUUUAAAAUAAUAUCUAUUUUUGUUGCAUACAAUAUAUCUCAAUAUUUAUUAUGUACAGUCACUUUUUGCACAUGUUUAUCAAAGGUGUCAUUACUUUAUGACCCCACAGUAAAUACCAUAGGAACGUAUAUUGUUCCGGAACACUAUGCAUUCCUGUGUUCUAAGAGCAGCCCGACAGACAUCGGUCCCUUAGACCAGCCACCAAGCCCAACUCAAGUCUAAACCCCAAGGUUAAAAAAAAAGAUCUGGACUCCUGAAACAUAACACAGUAAAUAUAGUAUGAUGACGUCUGAACCAUUACAGUACACACCGUUUGUAGUUCCGCUUCCUCCUCUAAUCUCGUCAAAACAAAAUAUAAUCUUUAGCAUUCAGAUCAUCGUUCUUCUAUUGCCUACCGAUGGAUUUUUUAACAUGGUCUUACUGCUAGAAGAUAUAUUGUUUUUGGGAAUCUCACCCCAGAGCACCGAACAGAAACAUCUACCGUUGAACAGCAACCCAAAUCACCAUGUAAGGAUGUACUGGUUGCGUGAAAGGUCAGUCCAGGUCAGAAUGAGAACGCUAAAGUAUUCCCAGAGAAAAAGCAAGUUAAAAGGAAAUGCCUUUGUAUGUGGUUCUAUUACCUUAGAUGUCAACUGUAGUCCAAUACUAGCAUAAUAAAAACAUAUUCAAUGCAAA
Molecule: messenger RNA, 5457 nt
Organism: Oncorhynchus mykiss (rainbow trout)
Lineage: Eukaryota; Metazoa; Chordata; Actinopteri; Salmoniformes; Salmonidae
Source: RefSeq, a predicted model, not a curated record